Molecule: messenger RNA, 2799 nt
Organism: Talaromyces atroroseus
Lineage: Eukaryota; Fungi; Ascomycota; Eurotiomycetes; Eurotiales; Trichocomaceae
Exons: 10
Coding region: 1-2799 (932 amino acids)
Biological process (GO): DNA-templated transcription; regulation of DNA-templated transcription
Molecular function (GO): DNA-binding transcription factor activity, RNA polymerase II-specific; DNA binding; zinc ion binding
Source: RefSeq, a predicted model, not a curated record
AUGGAGCUACCCCCAUAUUCACACCCUGCGAACAGAGCCAAGAGGCCGCGUGUUGCUGAAGAGAACCGCAAAAGGGCGGUGCGAGCAUGCGAUGGGUGCAGACGAGUGAAGGAGAAAUGCGAGGGUGGAGUGCCCUGCCGCAGGUGCACUCGUUACCAUCGCCAAUGCAUCUUCAACUCUCCAUCUGAACAAAACGACAGGCCUGGCAGGGCACUUCAACGAGCUGAGAAUUUCACUCGUGAUGAUGACACCGAAGCUGAGCGUGUCCACUAUAUGGAACGUAUAUUGGCUCACUACAUGCCCAACACGACAUUCGAUGUACCCUCCCUUCGCAAAAUUGCGGAUGAUUUGCAAAGGUAUCAUCGCGGACAAUCUGGAUCUGACGGGCCCCCGACUCAAGCCGAGGCCGACGAUCUUGAAGAUCUAGCAAUUGAUGAAGAGGAUUUCAGCAUCCGCGCUUUUCCAGAUAAUACUACCCAGUAUUCUGGAGAAUUUUCUUACCUGAAUUUUUCCAUGAAAAUUCGGAAGAAGAUCGAUGAAUGGAUGCAAUCGAGUGCACCGGAAGAUAGCACAGAGACAGUACCGUUCGAAGAGAGAUGGCGGUCUACGCGUUUGGAAUCAGGAUCGACGUUAGUGUCUGCCGCUGUAGGGUGUUUACCACCUCGAUAUGUUGCAGAAUUUCUCUUCAAUGUCACCUGCAAGUAUGCAAAGACAAACAACUUUUACGUUGAAGAAGACUGGCUUCGCGAGAAGCUAGCUAUUUGUUACAACAACCCGGGUGUUUUUACCUCGGUCGAUGCUGCAUGUGUCUGCUCCAUCUUGAUGACUUUGGCAAUAGGCACACAAUUUGCCCACAUGGAAUCACCAACGCCAGUCAACAAGCUUAACCGGGAAGAUACCUCGGCAGUCGACGACCACCGAUUCUCAGAAGACGAAGUCGGCUUGACAUUCUACAAUUUUGCAUCCAAGUUGCUCCCCGAUAUUAUCGCUACCGCUUCCGUGAGAAGUGUUCAGGCCUGUUUGCUAAUUGGAACUUAUCUGCUGCCCCUUGAUACCUCAGGUCUGUCAUAUACUUACUUUGGCUUAGCCAUGAAAUUGGCAAUUCAAAAUGGUAUGCAUCGAAAGUACACUGGAGAAGGCUUAACUCCAUACAUGCAAGAAGUGCGCAACCGUGUCUUCUGGACUGCAUUCACUAUUGAGAAGCCUGCCUCCAUCACUGAUGGCGAUGUUGAUGCCGAUUUGCCUAUCGAUUUACCUAGUGCCCAUUAUUCUGGCGCAAACAACCACGCAAACAUGGUGGCGCUGAUAAAACUCACCUUAAAGCUAGGCGCUAUAGCGCAGGCAAUAAUUUUUAUGGGUCGUCCAUUUCUCUUCACUAAUAUACGGAGCGCCAACCCAACCCCUUCACAGAAGGCUUCUGCGAAUAGAUCGAAAUUGAGGAUUAUUCUGGUGAGUGACUGCGUAGAAGCGGCACUCGAAAUUGUCGACCUAUGCCGACUUUUGCGCGAUGAGACCGGUCUCGCGCGAGCCUCCUAUACGGAAUUCAGCUCAUGCCGCGCAGCACUUUUAGUCAUACUCGCGCAGAGUUUGACUAAACGCACAGAGAGGCUACGCAACGCUCUGUCACAGGGUAUGGGACUUAUCAAGAUCAUGUCGAUGGGCAUUGGCUCUGCUAGAUCGGCAGUAACUGUUAUUGAGACACUGGAGCGUGCCAUACGGCGCCUUGAAGAUUGGAGUGAAAGCCAAGCCUAUGCAAAAGAUUACCGGGACUCGAUAGAUUCUGGAUAUGAGCGAUUCAAGAGCUGGGAAAUGCUAUGGAAGACGGGGCCUAUCUCGCCGGCUACUGGCACCUCAGCAUCAACUAGCAUCAAUCAGCCUCAAACACAAGAUGCAGCUGCAAUGCAAUACUUACAGUCCCCUCCAGCAAUUACAUUGCCAAAUUCAAUGAAUGGCCUUGUCGAACCAAAAGGCAUCACGGCACCAAACUCAACGCCACCCACUGUCAACAACCCAGUACCGACUAGUGCAAAUGACAAGAUUUUUGAAAAUAUUGACGAUUCAAAUGACACCGAAAACGGCAACGGCAAUCAAACAACAAACGACAAAUCACUAUACAAUCAACUUGGCAUGGCACAUAUAAUGGACGCUUCAAACUUACCGCAAACACCGCAUUUUGGAUUCGAAGGAUUUAUCUCUAAUUUUCCGCAAGAACUGGACGAGUUUGCGGCUAUAUCAUGUUUUGACAAUGACUUCUUGGCACAGGGAACCUCGGCACUUGGCGCAGGCUUCUACGAGGUCGGGCCCAUUCACCAGAAUGCGAACUGUAAGACGAGCCGCGAGACGAACCUUGCGCUGAGCUACGGAUUGAACUGCGAGACGAACCAUGAGACGGAGGUUGACCUAGAUCUCGAGUUGGUCCGCGAGCUGAACCGCCUUGACCUGGAUCUCGAGCUGAUCCACGAGCGGAACCGUGGAUCGACCCUUGAAUUGAACCUGGAAUUGGAAGUUGGAUUAAUUCGCGCGCUGAACCUUGCAUUGAUCCACGAGCUGAACCUUGCACUGAUCCACGCGCUGAACCUUGCACUGAUCCACGCGCUGAACCUUGCACUGAUCCACGCGCUGAACCUUGCACUGAUCCACGAGCUGGACCGUGGACUGAGCCUUCAAUUGAACCGCGAGCCGAGGCUUGAUCUGGAUCCCGAAAAACCACAACCGGAUCUGGAAUUUGAAGCAUUGCAUCAGGAGGACGUUGAAUUGAUUCGCGACCUGAACCAUGAGUUGAACCUUGAAUUGGACUAG